Messenger RNA from Triticum turgidum subsp. durum (durum wheat), 1323 nucleotides. The record is from the annotation of a GenBank genome assembly. Lineage: Eukaryota; Viridiplantae; Streptophyta; Magnoliopsida; Poales; Poaceae.
AUGAUGGAAUACUUGAUCCCAUCAGUUUCAGCACCAACAGCACAUACUAAGUGUGCACAAAUGGCUUCCAUUGUGCCCCUUUUCUCUCUACUAUCAUUAUUCUUGUGUUGUGUUCUUGCCAAGAAAGACAUGAAAGUGGCCCCUUUGACAAAUUGGGCUGAUCAUAGAGACCGAUCUCUACAGUCAAAUCAUGUUUUCAGUGUGCUCAGAUAUGGGGCUUACGGGGAUGGACGCCACGACGACACAAAGGCAUUGUCAAAGGCGUGGGCUGCAGCUUGCUCCUCUUUGAAUCCUAGCACUGUGCUCAUCCCCAAGGGCAAGAAAUGCCUGACGAAGCAUGUAACUUUCUUUGGCCCAUGCAAAUCCAGUAUCAAGUUAAUGAUUGAAGGUACUUUGGUAGCUCCUCCAAAGAGAUCAUACUGGAUAGAGGAUACCAUUAGGCACUGGAUUUUGUUCAGAUCUGUGAGAGGUCUUACUGUCACCGGUGGUGGGACCAUUGAUGGAAAUGGAAAAAUUUGGUGGCAGAACUCCUGCAAAGUAAACACAAAACUCCCUUGCAGGCAAGCUCCAACGGCUUUGACGUUCUAUUCUUGUACAAAUCUGAAAGUGAAUAAUUUAGAAGUGUUGAACAGCCAACAAAUCCACAUAUCAAUGGAGCGUUGCAGCGAUGUAAGGAUGUCACGCCUAUCAAUCAGAGCACCCAGCACUAGCCCCAACACCGACGGCAUCCAUAUCGCCCAUAGUAAGGAUGUGAAAGUCAUGGACUGUGCAAUCAAGACUGGGGACGACUGCAUGUCAAUUGAGGAUGGGACUGAGAAUCUACAUGUCAAGAACAUCGUGUGUGGACCAGGGCAUGGGAUAAGCAUUGGGAGCUUAGGUGAUCGCAACUCUCAAGCUCAAGUUGCAAACAUCACCAUUGACGGGGUGCGACUGCACGACACGGCGAAUGGAGCUCGUAUCAAGACAUGGCAGGGUGGGCGGGGUUAUGCAAAGAAUAUUGUGUUCAAGAACAUGAUAAUGGAUAAUGUACGGAACCCGAUCAUUAUCGACCAGAACUACUGCGACUCGGCUACACCAUGUAAUAAACAGAAAGUGGCUGUGGAGGUGAGCAAUCUGUUGUUUAAGAACAUUAGGGGGACAAGUGCCUCAAGAGAGGCUAUCAAGCUCAGUUGCAGUAAAGCUGUACCUUGCCAUGGGAUAGCCUUGCACAACGUCAGGCUUACUCUAAAACGAGGGGGUGGUGAUGCAAAGAGCACCUGUCAGAAUGCAAAAUGGAGGAAAUUGGGAACAGUUAUGCCACAGCCAUGUAGUCUCAACGAUUGA